AUGUCCCAAGCUGAUGUCUCUUACAGUUGUGGGUCUUGUGGAUACCCUUUGAACUUGACAUCUUCUAACCGAAUCACCUCUGGCAUGGGCUCUGAAUAUCGCAAAUCCAUAAAGAAAGGUUUUAUCUCAUUUCUAUCUGUUGAUCUUAGUCGAUUCACUCAGGUCGAUCAGGUACAUUGCUUUCCGGUCAGUUGGGGCCGUUACCUUUCAAAAACUAAACUCCUUUGUCGUAAAUGUGGGGUUCAUAUAGGCUAUGGUUAUGGAGAUGCACCUGCUCUUUGUGGUUUUGACUCCCCGAACCCAUCUAGUGCUGCUUAUAAAAAGUUUGCUAUAAAGAUCCGAGCUCUACAGCCCUCAGAAGAGUGCUAA
Molecule: messenger RNA, 369 nt
Organism: Theobroma cacao (cacao)
Lineage: Eukaryota; Viridiplantae; Streptophyta; Magnoliopsida; Malvales; Malvaceae
Source: RefSeq, a predicted model, not a curated record